AUGUGCCCAGCCCAUUUUCCAAAAUUUCCCCAAAAGAUUCCACCAGCGUCCAAGCCUCCAAGGCCGCUGUCCCACCAUUGUCAAACGUCGGAUUUUGAUUUUGAGAGGAGUGAAAGAUCGACAAAGAUGGCAAGAGAAAAGAUGAGCCCUGGAUUGAAGAUCCUCUGGUUCUGGACCAUUGGCACCGCCGCUGUUUUGAUUACAAGCGUGGUGAGGACGGGGUUAAGAGAGAUGGAGCAAUCCUUGAAUGUCGAACAGCAGCAGCAACAACAACGAACUGCUCUCAAUGACUCGAUUGUUGUGGACGCUCAACCUGAAUCGGAUGAAGGAACUGUUAAAGAAGUGAAAUAAUAUUAUUAUGUAUUUGGAUGAUUGCCCUUCGUUCGCUCGUACCUAACUUAAGCUUUCUUCCAUUGUUUUAAUUUAUGAAAUUUUUUGAGAUUCGAGUGUUUCGCUUUGUGAAUUUGGUCCAAUUAUGUUGUAUGCCUGUCAUGUGUUUGUUGAAAUGCCUAAGAGAAGACAGGCCUUAAUAA
Molecule: messenger RNA, 533 nt
Organism: Tripterygium wilfordii
Lineage: Eukaryota; Viridiplantae; Streptophyta; Magnoliopsida; Celastrales; Celastraceae
Exons: 2
Coding region: 1-351 (116 amino acids)
Source: RefSeq, a predicted model, not a curated record